Messenger RNA from Odontomachus brunneus, 905 nucleotides. Its product is annotated as UPF0235 protein C15orf40 homolog. The record is from RefSeq and is a predicted model, not a curated record. The transcript has 4 exons. Gene Ontology annotation, cellular component: cytoplasm. The coding region runs from base 156 to 575 and encodes 139 amino acids. Lineage: Eukaryota; Metazoa; Arthropoda; Insecta; Hymenoptera; Formicidae.
AUGCGCGAUAUAAUUAGUUAACGAAAGCAGUUAGGUUAAGGGAUCGAGGAAUAAUUCACGUCUUAAAGUAAAAAAAAAUAUAUAAAACUGCGUGCACGGUUUAUUUCGUCUAAUAGACGAUAAACAAGACGACCACGUGGUGUAUCGGCGAACGUAUGCUUACGAGGUUUACGAGUAGCUGCAAGCAUUUAAUAUCCACGCGUAAAAUGUCAAAACAACGAUCCGCGAAAAGUGAGAUGGCACGGAAGGCAACGACCACCGAUAAUCAAUCUACGGGACCUGUAGCCUAUAAUAAAGAAGGAAACAUAGCGAUUAAAAUUCAAGCUAAACCCGGCGCGAAAUGUAACAAUAUAACCGAUAUUUCCAACGAAGCUGUAGGCGUUGCAAUAUCUGCACCACCAACGGAAGGAGAGGCAAAUGCCGAACUGGUCAAGUACUUAGCUUCGAUUUUUGGACUGAGAAAAUCUGACGUGUCUUUAGACCGAGGAUCUCGAAGUCGGCAAAAGGUUGUUACAGUAACAGGAAUUACGGUGGAUCAAGUUUUAGAGAAGCUGAGGGUUGAAAUGCAGAAUUGAGUGUUUUCUUUUUUUAUAAUAUAAAACAUGAGUUUCUCUUUCAUUCUCUAUCAGUUUUUCCCUUGCAGUUUUUCCCAAUUUAUACACGUGCGAUACUUUCGUAUCGACACGUUUUAACUUCUCCUUACCGUCGCGUCAUUUAUUAUUAUAUGUGCAUUUCUGCUAUGGACGUCUUGGUUAUUUUACAUAUAAUAUUAUUAUACAAUUUAUACAUAUUUAUCCAUUAAGAUAAUUGACGGGAUGAAUCGACGCCGUCGCGCGAUUCGUCGUAGAAAUUUAUUGUACAUCGAGUGUUCUUAGCACCUAAAAAUAUAAUUGCACCGGUUUUGA